Scophthalmus maximus (turbot) is the source of this 611-nucleotide messenger RNA. RefSeq names its product thiosulfate sulfurtransferase like domain containing 1 (gene tstd1). NCBI's taxonomy places the organism in Eukaryota, Metazoa, Chordata, Actinopteri, Pleuronectiformes, Scophthalmidae. The transcript has 4 exons. The record is from RefSeq and is a predicted model, not a curated record. Gene Ontology annotation, molecular function: thiosulfate-cyanide sulfurtransferase activity. Gene Ontology annotation, cellular component: mitochondrion. The coding region runs from base 67 to 426 and encodes 119 amino acids.
CUCAGCCAAUGAUUUGACAGUAAAUAAUAUGAGGAAGAAGGUACAGCAACAGUUUCCGGAAGCGGGAUGGCGAACACAGUCAAAAACGAAAUCUCCUAUGAGGAUCUGAAAGCACUUCUUGGAAAGAGCCAGAAUCUCCUCCUGGUUGAUGUCCGCUCACAAGGAGAAGUGGAUAAAGGAUUUAUCAAAGGAUCUGUUCACAUUCCGGUUAGUACAGUAGAAGCUGCCUUUUCAAUGGAGCCAGAAGAAUUCAAGGCAAAGUAUGGAGUAACCAAGCCACCGCUGGACACCCCAGAGCUGGUGUUUCACUGCCAAAUUGGCAAGCGAGGGGGGGUGGCCACAGGCAAGGCCCGAGAAAUAGGAUACGUGAAUGCUCGUAAUUAUGCUGGAGGAUACUCGGAGUGGUCGGAGAAAGAGGGGAAGUGAUUCAUGUUGAAGGAAAGCCUCAUAUAUAUUUAUCCAAAAUUACUAUUGUGUGAGAGCUUGACGGAAAAAAUAGAGGAAUAUUUUGGCAUCUCAUUUGUUAUGUUUUGAUACUAUUUUGUUUGCAUAGUGCACCAUUGUAUCCAAAAUGUAUGACUGCAUUCAAAUAAAAUUGAUUAUGCUAUUUA